Lucilia sericata (common green bottle fly) is the source of this 984-nucleotide messenger RNA. RefSeq names its product ribosome-recycling factor, mitochondrial (gene mRRF1). NCBI's taxonomy places the organism in Eukaryota, Metazoa, Arthropoda, Insecta, Diptera, Calliphoridae. Gene Ontology annotation, biological process: translation. The coding region runs from base 94 to 879 and encodes 261 amino acids. Gene Ontology annotation, cellular component: mitochondrion. Gene Ontology annotation, molecular function: ribosomal large subunit binding. The record is from RefSeq and is a predicted model, not a curated record. The transcript has a single exon.
UGCAAAAAUAAGUAGAAAUGUCAAAUUAUAAUAAAUUUUUGGCGAAAUUGAAACAACAAAAAAACAAAAUCUUAUAAAUUUUUAAUAAAAAUAAUGAUUUCUACAAAAAUUACUCCUUUAUUACGAAAUAUUGCUGUAAGGGGACAAAUAUCCGUUCUUAAUAAAACGAACGUAAAAAGUCAACUAACUUUUUUCGCUCCAGCCGCUUUGCAACAGACGAGAUUGUUAUCCACAACAAAGUUGUGUUACGCAAAAACCAAGGAUAAAAAAAAGGAGAAAGGUGGCAAAAAAGCCGCUAAAGUUGAAAUCAAUGAAUCGCAAUUAAGAGAAAUUAUCAAUUAUGAUGCCCUAAAUACACAAAUGCAAAAGGCAGUACAACAAAUGAAAGAUGAUUUUAUCAAGCAUUUAUCGCUACGUUCAACUACGGGUGCUAUUGAUACACUACGCGUUACAGUCGAUGGAACAGAGCAUGAACUGCAGGAGCUGGCUCAAAUCUCACGUAAAAAUCCCAAAACGAUUGUUGUUAAUAUGAUUGCCUUUCCCCAGACUAUACCGGAUGUUUUGAAAGCCAUUGAAAAAAGUGGCAUGAACUUGAAUCCCCAACAAGAUGGUACCACUCUCUUUAUACCCAUACCAAAAGUUACAAAAGAACAUCGUGAAAAUCUCUCAAAGAAUGCCAAGACUUUAUUUAUUAAAUAUCGUGAUACCAUUAAAGAUAUACAAAAUUCAAACAUUAAGAAGCUGAAAAAACAAUCUGAUAUUUCGAAAGAUGAUAUGUUUGGUGUUCAAAAUCAAAUUACUGCCAUAGCUGAUAAGUAUAUAGCCGAAGCCGAUAAAAUGUUGCAAGUGAAACAAAAGGAAUUGUUAGGUGAUUCUUAAAUAAUUCUUAACACUUUUGAAUGUACAAUAGAAGACUGAACUGGAAAAAUGGUGAAGUUUGUUGGAAUUGUUUGAAAUUUAAUAAAAUUUGGUAAUGUUAGAAAA